AUGACCCAAUGCAGCUUCUCUGCUUGUGUUUACUUGCAUGCAAACGCACUACCUCCAGCGGUAUGGAGGUCGUUCCGCGAGAAUCCCCACACCUCCAAUAUAAUGCUAGCUCACGCAGAGAAAGCUACCCAACGUCCAUCUGCGGUUCCCGGACUUCCAAACGCCCAUGGGGAUCUCUGGGUCGUUCUGUGGGAUAUACGCCAUGCUACAUCAUCUCCUUCGGUCUCCUUCGUCCUUUCAUGCACGACCGGACCGCUUGGAACAUACCCGAUCUUCAUAUUCACCCCGCUCUCUGCUACGCACCUGUCAUACAGCAGUAUCAGUCCAAGAAUACUCGCCGUGGUCGACGCGCUCCGUGGUCACGUCCCUCCCGAGCGUGUUUUCUCCGUCUUCGCGACAGACAACAUUGCCGAUGUCUUCGCUGAUACGUGGACAGCAAGGACCGGGAUCUCGCUUGAUCAAAACCCCGUCUACUAUCACGCCCGCCUCAUGUACUGCGACAAAAGCACAUUCCAGUCUCGCCAACUGUCGAAUAUUCCAGGCGCUGAAGCAAAGUUACGUCGUGCCGUCGGUGCCGACGUCGCGAAGGUUGGCAGGUUGUGUCAUGCCUUCGCUGCUGAUUCAGAACCAUUCGUGCUCUCUCGUGACAAAGCUAUACAAGAGGCAAAGCUAUUGAUCCAGAACAACCAAGUUUGGGUGUACGAGAUCAGGAUGCCGGGCGGGGAACCUGAGAUCGCUUCCAUCGUGGCUGCGACACGAGCCACUGAGACGGUCACCGCCAUUACUAAGGUCCUCACUGAUCCGACUUGGAGAUCACGCGGGUGCGCUGAACGGCUUACCCGUCAUGUCUGCCAGCAUUUGUUAGAAACCAAGGCUGCGGUCGUUCUUUAUGUUGCGCAUGGUAAAUACGCUGCUGAAUCGGUAUACAGACGUGUCGGCUUUGUUGGUUUCUCUGAAUACUCGAAGAGUGCUAUGGGAGAGUCUUGGAAGGAAUUAGGCUUCGAUCGCUCCAGAGUCGAGCUCGGCCACUGGUAG
Messenger RNA from Dichomitus squalens LYAD-421 SS1, 1035 nucleotides. RefSeq lists its product as uncharacterized. Gene Ontology annotation, molecular function: acyltransferase activity, transferring groups other than amino-acyl groups. Lineage: Eukaryota; Fungi; Basidiomycota; Agaricomycetes; Polyporales; Polyporaceae. Bases 1 to 1035 code for a protein of 344 amino acids. The record is from RefSeq and is a predicted model, not a curated record. The transcript has 3 exons.